AUGAGCGCUGUAAAUUCUGAAGCGACCACCAAUUUGUUGGCUGAAUUCCAAAAACUUCGUGGCGAGACCAUUGGACUUCAUUCGAUUUUCUCCGAGAAAUCUACAGUCGAUAUCUCGAAUCUCAAUGGAAAUACGACAUUGAAGAGAAUUGAGGAUUCCUGUGAAGAGUUGAAAAAUGAGAUUCGUGAGCACGUUCAGGUCUCCAGCGAUGAGCUCAAAUCGAUUCGAACAGCAAAUUCUGGUUUUCUGAAUAAAAUCGAAGAAUCGCUGAAAACUAGUCAGCAGGAAGCUCGAGAGGAUUUGAAGGCAAUUGAGAAGAAGAAUGAAUCACUGUUGAAUAAAUCGCUGAAUGAGCUGAAAUUCCAAAAAGAACAGCUAAAAUACGUGGAAGCUACUCUAAUUAGUCAGCAGAAAUUGAUCGAACACAUGGCGAAGGAAUUAACCGGAAAAUCCAUAUCCGAUAUGGUGAAAAACAAUGAGGACGACGGAACACAUUUUGAAUUCUCUCACACUUUCAACAGUGUGGCAACAUUGGAAAAGGGAGUAGAACGACGCAGUGAACUUAAAGAAGGAUGUGGAAGUCUCAAUUGGUUUAUGAGCAUCAAGCGAGAACGUCCUAGCAGAAAGUUACUCGUGUACCUAAACCUUGACUGUGAGAAGCUGCCAACAAAUAAUUGGAUUAUUGAAGCUGAUAUCCAAUGUACACUAAAUCAGUAUUAUUUCAAUGAAUGGGUUAGAAAAUUCGAAAGAAAAGAAGAUGCAAUUUUCAAAUGCGAGAAUGGCGAGUACACGGACAAAUUGGUAUUUAAUUUUGGUGAAUACGAAGAAAUAUUGAGAACAUUUACUAAAAAUGGCGUUUGGAAUAUUGAGUUUGAUGUGGAUAUCAUCAAAACUGUCGGUCUCAGCAAGAAGAAACUGAGAUGUUUCGAUGAGUCCGCAGCAGAAGUGUCCGAUGCAGUGAUGAUUGUUAAGGAUGAGAAGUUUCAUGUUUCCAAGAUGUUUCUCGCCGCUCAGUCAUCAAACUUCAAGCUUCUCUUCAAAAAUUCCAACAAUUCUGAGUUUACUCUGGAUGGAAUCAAUUCAGAAGAUUUUCAAUGUUUCCUGGAACUUCUCUACGGGGAACCAGCGCUGACUGGUAGGCUUCUGAAUAACUAACAUAUUUUUUUGGAAAACAAAAUGUGGUGAAUUUGUAU
Caenorhabditis elegans is the source of this 1193-nucleotide messenger RNA. It is a transcript of the gene bath-34, whose product is annotated as BTB and MATH domain-containing protein 34. Bases 1 to 1155 code for a protein of 384 amino acids. Lineage: Eukaryota; Metazoa; Nematoda; Chromadorea; Rhabditida; Rhabditidae. The transcript has 4 exons. The record is from RefSeq and is marked reviewed.